This is a messenger RNA of Aureobasidium vineae, 1428 nucleotides long. The record is from the annotation of a GenBank genome assembly. Lineage: Eukaryota; Fungi; Ascomycota; Dothideomycetes; Dothideales; Saccotheciaceae.
AAGUUCAGCAUUGGUCAGGACGGAUUGAGUAAACCCAUUCAUGAUGAACGCAGCCCUCUGGUCUCUGUGGCCGACACUACAGAGCAACUCGAAGACCACCGUAUCGAUGGCAGCGGGGAACGGGAGUUUGGUGGUGCGGUGGGAGUAAGUUGUAUGAUGAUCGGCUUCCCUCUUCUCAUGUACUACAUGUGGAUUGGCGCGACUUUCUACUCUGGACACUUGCCUUCGCGCUCUCCCGGACAAUCCUGGAGUGCGUUCUCCCAGCAUCUCUGGACUCUGUGCUAUGAGCACGCUUUCCCUCAUGCCAAAGCCUGGACCAUCUACUGGACCUUUUUGAUCUUCGAGGGAGCUUGCUAUUUGUACAUGCCUGGUGUUUAUGGCAAAGGCAAAAGGUUGCCCAGUCUGAACGGCAAGCAAUUGGAAUAUUAUUGCUCUGCGGUGUGGAGUUGGUACACGACCAUCAUUCUCGCAAUCAUUCUCCACGUCUCUGGUCUCUUCCCUCUAUACACCAUCAUUGAUGAGUUUGGCUCCAUCAUGAGUGUAGCCAUCAUUUCCGGAUUCUUGGUCUCCGUUAUCGCAUACUGGUCUGCUUUGGCGAGGGGAGCUCAACACCGUAUGACUGGCUCCCCUAUCUAUGACUUCUUCAUGGGGGCAGAGUUGAACCCUAGACUGUUUACCUGGCUGGACUUUAAGAUGUUCUUUGAAGUCAGAAUUCCUUGGUACAUUCUCUUCUUGACUACGCUUGGUGCUUGCGCCAGACAAUACGAAAACUAUGGCUAUGUAUCUGGCGAGGCUUGGUUCUUGUUGAUGGCGCAUUUCUUGUAUGCGAAUGCAUGUUCUAAAGGCGAGGAGUUGAUCAUCACAAGUUGGGACAUGUACUUUGAGAAAUGGGGCUUCAUGCUGAUUUUCUGGAACCUCGCUGGCGUACCUCUAUCCUACUGUCACUGCACUUUGUACAUCGCCAACCAUGACCCCUCUGAGUACCACUGGAACCCUUACCUGCUGACUCUCCUCUUUAUCACUUAUCUGUUCGUCUAUUGGAUCUGGGAUACUGCAAAUUCGCAAAAGAACAUGUUCAGAGCACAGGAAAGAGGCGUUGCACUGAACAGAAAAACAUUCCCGCAGUUGCCUUGGAAAGCAGUGGAGAAUCCUGUGAGCAUCAAGACGAGGACCGGUGAUUCGAUCCUUUGUGAUGGGUGGUAUGGUAAAGCUCGCAAGAUUCACUAUACCUGCGAUCUCUUCUUUGCGCUCUCGUGGGGCGCCAUCACAGGCUUCAACUCGCCGUUCCCUUGGUUUUACCCUGUGUUNUUUGCUUGCAUGAUUGUGCACAGAGCAAUCAGAGAUAUUCAAAAGUGCAGGGCUAAGUACGGGGACGCAUGGACAGAAUAUGAGAAAAGAGUUCCUUGGUUGUUUAUCCCGUACGUGGUC